UAGCCACAGGGAUACACACACACACACUCGGGGGUACAGAGGGGGACACCGUGCAGUUGGCAUGGCCGGGGAGGCGCCCUCUCUGCCGGGCAGAAGGGUUCUUGUGUGCGCCCUCUCCAGCUCGUGUCCUCAGGCUGAAGCUCUCAGACCAGCCUCAGACUGGGACUGGAGAGCAGGGUGGAUCCGAGCAGCUUCCCAUCAAGACAGACUGCACCAGGAUUUGUCUGUCUUUGUGGAGUUCGAUGACCAUCAGUGCCAAUGGAUUAAGGUCUACAAUGAUGAUCUGAAGCUUUUGCUGGUGGAACACCAACUGGUCUCGGCUGAAAGGAAACUAUCAAAUGGGGUUCAGUGCCCUGCUUUGACGUUUAAAUGCUUGGUGGACAGAGUUGGCCUGGUGUCUGUUUCUCCUGUGGAAUUUCUCACUGAUAGGUAUCGAAUCUUUCUGCAGAAAGAAAAUUCUCUCCAACUGUUAAAGAUAAAUGUGGAAAACCAGCAGCUUUGUGAUGAGAUAAAGACUUGGUUCAUUAAAGAGUCGACUCGAGAUCUGUUACUGCACGGUACCAGAAACCUGGCAGGUUACAAAGUGAUGGUGUACGACUUGAAUUCCUCUGCUUGUUGGUUUCCAGCCACAAUUUCUCACCACAACUUAGUGAAUCGACUGAUUAGGGUCAUCAGUGAGCAGUUUCCUGAUGGUCAAAGUGUGGACCCGGCUUUGAUUCAGGUGUCUUUUCUGAACCAUGAAGAUAUUGAGGUGCUGAAUGGCGACUAUAAGAAUGCCGAAUGUGAUAAAUCCCCCCAUGUCCAGCACACUGACUCCCAGUGCACAAAGAGAAAGUCUGCAGACGGCAGAAAGGAUGGAACCAAGAGAAUAAAGGUUGCUCCCACUGCUGAGAGUGAGCCAUUGCCAGUGACCGAGGGAGGUGGGAGCUGCGAACGGAUUCUCCCUGUUUCUGAGACGGAACUGGUGACGGAGCGGGAUGAGGGGAGGAGGGGACUGUUCCCGGAUCCCGGCAUUCUCUGCACUGACGGAGCCGAGCCUGCUGUGGACACUCGGAGAGCAAAGCCUCUGUUGGGGUUUGCCAGCAGCCGCGCCAACUUCAGUAUGUUUUUCUCGACCUACGCGAGAGACAGCGGCAGAACAUUGGUGGUGGAGGAUGGUCCCAGGCCUGGGACUAAUCUGCCAGGUACCCCACAGGCUAUGGAUCACACUGCUCAACCACGGUGUGCGGAGACGUGCUGUCCCACACUGCACAGGUGCCAACACCCCGUGGAGGAGUUGAGUAAAGAGGCGGCCACUUGCUGUCCAUGUCAAGUCUCCAGGGCUGUCAGUGUGCCAAUAACUCCCUCCACGUUGGGGGGUGAGGUGUUGCUGGGAAGCACUGCUACCACCCCUGGGACAAAAGACUUGAGAUGGACAACACCUCCUCCUGCAAAUUCCCCUCCUACCAUCACUGCAGAACCACCUCAAGGGGCCAUUCGGCAGCAGAGAAUGGGAGAGGAACUCAGUGAGAGCGAGAGGGAAGAUGUUCCAGUGAGCUGUGGAAACAAUACCUCGAUCUUGCCGGCGUUCAGCUCGUCGAGGUUGUUUUUGCAGGAGGAGCUCCACGGAGCCGCGUGUGGAAAGGACGGGAACCCAUUAUCAGAAUGCCCGGGUAUCUCUACAGACGUGCCUUGUGAUGUGACAGAGGAGACGGGACCAUCAAUGGCCAACGGAGCCACCAACGGUUUGCCAUUGCCUCGAUCCCCUUCGACUCUCAGCCGGGAUUUGCCUCCCGAAAUUGUGCCGAAGGGCAAUGGUUUCACCGCGGUGAGCGAAGCCUCGGACGGGCCACGUUUUGUGACCCGGGGAAGCCCCUCGGCAGCUUCCAGUGAGUGUGCUUUUGCCGGGCGUCCAUCGUGGCCGGGAUUUAGUACAGACUACACCGUGAUACCCCGGAUGCCGACUCCCUUUCAGACGCCUGCCGACGGACGAGAGGAAAAAUCCGAGCGCAAGACUUGUUUUGGCGGAGAGGGUGAGGUACGCGGUUGGGCAACCAUCUCUCCCGGCGCUGGAACACCGGCUGACGUCCGGCCAACUUUGAGCCAAGGCGAGCUUCCAAUGGGCCGGUGGGAACCUCACCCGCCUGCGUUUACAGAGCAGCGAAUGCCACAAAUCACAUCCGAACCAGCACAGGGGCCUCGCGACCAGGCUCUGCUGCUCCGCUAUCAGGUGCACGGGGACGGGGACGAGAGCGAUGAUAGCACGGACAGCGAGGUCAGCUGCCUGUCAGACGCCAGUUUGGAGCCCGAGCCCUCAACUCCUGGAGGCUCCAGGGAUCCGGGGCCCCCCUUGGCUCCGGGAGCAAGGCCACUGGCAAGACCUGGUGCUGGGGGAGGAAGUGGCCCCGUGAGGAAGGUGCUGUGGUACAAAGAGAGACGAGGCCGAGUGAAUGUCCACCGCUCAGUGCUGAACGACCCUCACAAGGUCCGAGCGUUGCAGCAAAGCGGCGAGUCCUUCCUGCAGGACGGCUCCUGCAUCGACGUCGCUCCCAACCUGCACAAGUGCAGAGAGUGCCGCCUGGCCAGCUACCAGCGGCACAGAGACGAGGCCGACUCCACCGUCUUCUGCAGGUUCUUCCACUUCAGAAAGUUACAGUUUAACAAACAUGGUUUACUGCGUGCAGAGGGCUUCCUCACUCCCAACCAGUGCGACCCUGAGGCCCUUCGCCUGUGGAUGCCCUCCGAUGCCAACGUCGAGGGUUUGGACCUGGAUACGUCCAAGUACAUUCUGGCCAACAUCGGAGACCACUUCUGCCAACUCGUCAUGUCCGAAAAGGAAGCCUUGAAUCUAGUGGAGCCUCGUGGAAAAAUGGCCUGGAAGCGAGCAGUUCAGGGCAUCCGGGAGAUGUGUGAUGCCUGUGAAACCACCCUCUUCAACAUCCACUGGGUCUGUUCCAAGUGUGGCUUUGGCGUGUGCCUCGACUGCUACAGGAUGAAGAAGAGCGGCACCCAGCAAGAUAAUAAUGAAGAGAUUUUCUCAUGGUUGAAAUGUGCUAAAGGUCAGAUCCAUGAACCAGAUGACCUGAUGCCGACUCAAAUAAUUCCUGGUUCAGCCUUGUAUCAGAUUGGAAAUGUUGUGCAUUCUGUGCGAGGGAAAUGGGGUAUAAAGGCCAACUGUCCCUGCACCUCUCGGAGGACCAAAUCCCAGCACAGGCCUCACGAAGCUGUUCAGAGCCUGAAUAUCGCGGGGGGUUGCUGUGAGGGUCCUGCCUGUGCCAAACUCCCAGGGGGUGGGUGUGAGUGCCCACCGAGUCCAGCUAACGACCAUGGAAACCUGCCAUCCCCUGCCCUGAUUCUGCCGAGGAAAGCAGACUCUCCCUUCAGUUGGAUGAUCGGCCUGGCUAAUGGGAAAGCGAAAGAAGAAAACAAAGAAAGCCCACAACUGCCUUCGUUGAAGAGCGAGACCAAGCCAGUGGGGUUGUUCAGCUCCUUGGGCUCUUUGUCCAAACCCUCCGCACCGCUCCAGACUUUCAACAGUUUGCUGACGCUCGCUCCCAGCAGCAGCACUUCCACCGGCUCCCUGAGGAACCUCCUGUCCUCCAGCUCCACAAAGUCUGACUCUGGAGCAAAGAGCACCUGCAAUCUCCUGGAUGAUAUAUUUGCCUCUCUGGUGCAAAACAAACCGGCCGGUGACCACCCCAAGCCCCCCAUCCGAACCGGGGAGGUCAGAGAGCUGCCCCGGCCCCCGGCCGGCAAGGUGGUGAUUUUGGGGUCGGACACCCCCCACACCUGGUACUGUGAAGGGCGGCUGCUGUGCUUACAGGAUCCCAGCAACAGGAACAACUGGAACAUCUUCAGGGAAUGCUGGAAGCAGGGCCAUCCGGUGAUCGUGUCCGGUGUGCACACUCGGCUGCGGAAGGAGCUGUGGAAACCCGGAGCGUUCGGCAGGGAGUUUGGGGAACAGGAAGCUGACCUGGUCGACUGCAGAAGCAACACGGUCAUCGCUGGAGCGAAACUCCGGGACUUCUGGGAUGGAUUUGAAGAUAUCUCAAGGCGCCUAAAAACGGAAGAGGGGGAGCCGAUGGCUCUAAAGCUGAAGGAUUGGCCCCCAGGGGAGGAUUUCAGGGACAUGAUGCCCUCCAGGUUUGAUGAUCUGAUGCGUAACCUACCUCUACCUGAAUACACAAAGAGAGACGGCAAACUGAACCUGGCCUCGAGGCUGCCAGAUUUUUUUGUUCGCCCAGACUUAGGUCCUAAGAUGUACAAUGCUUACGGGUUGUUGUCGGCCGAGGACAGGAAGGUGGGAACAACGAAUCUGCACUUGGACGUGUCGGACGCCGCAAACGUCAUGGUUUACGUUGGAAUCCCGAACGGGCAGCCUGACCAUGAAGAGGAAGUGUUGAACACCAUGGUAGACGGUGAAGUGGACGAUUUGACCAUUGAGCGCUUUGUGGAGGGCAGCGAGAGGCCAGGCGCCCUGUGGCACAUCUACUCAGCAAAGGAUGCCGAGAAGAUCAGAGAUCUGCUCAAAAAGGUGGCAGAGGAACAAGGUCAAGAAAACCCCCCGGAUCAUGAUCCCAUUCACGACCAGAGCUGGUACCUGGACCAAGCUCUACGCAAGAGGCUGCACCAGGAGUACGGCGUCCAAGGCUGGGCAAUAGUGCAGUUCCUGGGCGAUGUGGUCUUCAUACCAGCAGGAGCUCCUCACCAGGUUCACAACUUGUACAGCUGCAUCAAAGUGGCGGAAGACUUUGUUUCCACUGAACAUGUCAAACACUGUUUCUGCCUCACACAAGAGUUCAGGCACCUGUCCACCACACACACUAACCACGAGGAUAAGCUACAGGUGAAGAACAUUAUCUAUCAUGCAGUGAAGGAUGCAGUUGGGAUGCUGAAAGCUCACGAGUCCAGUCUUCUCAAGACCUAGGUCCCAAGUCUCCAUCAUUGACUGAAAGCUCAACUCCUUGAACUGUACACCGUUACCUGCGAUUGUGGCAGUUAUUUUCAGGAAAACAAGAAAAUGUGCUCAAGGAAACUUUUUUUGGCAGGGGGUGGGAUUACCCUAGCUUUUUGAGGUUCUAUCUCACAUACACACUUGUUAUCAGCUUUAUACCCUUCCUUCCUUCCUUCCUUCUCAUAAUCUGUGUUAUUUUGCUCCUGUGGGUGUACAGGGUGCCCAACAGGGUGUUACUCCUGUUUUUUUUCAACAGUGCUCUGAUCAAC
This is a messenger RNA of Callorhinchus milii (elephant shark), 5202 nucleotides long. Its product is annotated as lysine-specific demethylase 3A. The coding region runs from base 62 to 4906 and encodes 1614 amino acids. Gene Ontology annotation, molecular function: histone H3K9 demethylase activity; transcription coregulator activity; chromatin DNA binding. Lineage: Eukaryota; Metazoa; Chordata; Chondrichthyes; Chimaeriformes; Callorhinchidae. The record is from RefSeq and is a predicted model, not a curated record. The transcript is spliced from 25 exons. Gene Ontology annotation, cellular component: histone deacetylase complex; chromatin. Gene Ontology annotation, biological process: regulation of transcription by RNA polymerase II.